This is a messenger RNA of Solanum dulcamara, 1370 nucleotides long. Its product is annotated as probable transcription factor At5g61620. The record is from RefSeq and is a predicted model, not a curated record. NCBI's taxonomy places the organism in Eukaryota, Viridiplantae, Streptophyta, Magnoliopsida, Solanales, Solanaceae. Gene Ontology annotation, molecular function: DNA binding; zinc ion binding. The transcript is spliced from 6 exons. Gene Ontology annotation, biological process: response to gibberellin; response to auxin; response to ethylene. Bases 122 to 1159 code for a protein of 345 amino acids.
UUCUCUCUAGUUCUACAUCCUCUUCUAUUGCCAAGAAUUCGAGAAAACCUCGUAUAGUAGCCUACAAUGCUUUUGUAAGUGAGAAAAGCACAAGACAUAUAGAAGAAGGAGAAAAAUAAAAAUGGUGAGCAUGGCGAAAGAUGCAAGGAAGUGUUCGCAUUGUGGGCACAAUGGACAUAAUUCAAGAACGUGUAAUUCGAAAGGAGUUGGCGGAAUUAAAUUAUUUGGGGUUCGGAUCGACGAUAACAUUAGUAGUAUUAAUAAUAAUAAUCACCAUGGUCAUUGUGAUACAAAAUUGAAAAUGUUGAAGAUUGGAGAUUAUGAAUCCAUAAGGAGGAGCAAAAGUUUGGGCAAUUUGGAACAUGCCGUGAAUUAUGACCACAACGGCGGCGUUGAGGCCGGAUAUCUUUCCGAUGGGCCAAUUCAUUCACCAAGACAUAGGAAAAAGGGAAUAUCUUGGAAUGAAGAAGAGCAUCGACGUUUCUUAAUUGGCUUAGAAAAGCUUGGAAAAGGUGAUUGGAGAGGAAUAUCCAAGUAUUAUGUCCCUUCCAGAACUCCAACACAAGUAGCUAGUCAUGCUCAAAAAUAUUUUAUUAGAAUCUCCUCAAUUGAUAAGAAGAAACGUCGGCCUAGUGUUUUUGACGGGCACCUAAAAGAUCCGGUACAAAAGCAGAAUUCACAGAUUCCCUCCAAAUCUUCACCUUCUAUCUCAAACAAGGAUCCUGAAGUCUCUAAGGAGGCAAGUUCCCCGUUGGAGCAACUAUUCGACACUUGCCAAAUUAAAGGACUGGCUAGCAAAGGCGUUCCUAGUGCAACCCGUGAAAGGCCCCCACUUUCACCGUCACCGAUUAGUAGAACUUUUGGAGUCCCCAACUUACACCCCAUGCCUUACAUGGUGGGAGUUCCUCGGAAUAUCCAAGGCGUUACAACAGCCAAAGUAGGACCACCAACAAUCUCAUGGAUUCCGAUAGUCAAUUUCCAGAAUCAAAGUCAUGUCCAUCUUCCAAAUUAUUCACAAGGUACUGCUUUUGUACCUUUUGUGGCACGACCACCUAUUGGUGCAUCUUCACGGCCACCUCCUCAGGUUCAAUCUCAAGCAAGCCAUUCUACUCAAAUGACAACUAAAGAUGGUGUUAACAUAAGUAUUGGAGCUCUUUGAUUUUGAAAAAUCAUUUUUUGAUACAAGAAAAGAUAUCUUAUUCUUUAUGACAAUAAAAUAGUUGGGCAAUUUUUGGGUCGUUAUUUAGCCUAGCUAGCUAUUUUUUGUGUUUGCUUUGUUUUACUUUGUUGAACAGGGAUUGAAUUAUUUGAAGUCAUGUCCAUGAUCUUUUUGAUGUUCGUAUCAUAUGGCAAAUUCUCUUGCCCCGUCA